Messenger RNA from Daldinia childiae, 2187 nucleotides. RefSeq names its product putative serine/threonine-protein kinase iksA. The transcript is spliced from 2 exons. Bases 1 to 2187 code for a protein of 728 amino acids. Lineage: Eukaryota; Fungi; Ascomycota; Sordariomycetes; Xylariales; Hypoxylaceae. The record is from RefSeq and is a predicted model, not a curated record. Gene Ontology annotation, molecular function: protein kinase activity; ATP binding. Gene Ontology annotation, biological process: protein phosphorylation.
AUGGAGUUGAUUCCGUACACGGCUCGAGACGGUCGUGAAAUCGUGUUACGACAUCGCAAUGCUAUCGUUGUCCGUGAUCCCUCGUCGCAACGCCUCGAAAUUCGAGGUAACACCUUAACAGAAUGUCCAACUUGCCACCAAUCUCUUCGUCCACCCUCACCCGACCGACAUUUCGAACCUCCGACUCAAGCACCUGACUCUUAUGUUAACCCGAACUAUUUUCGUAUGCUCCAAGUAGGGCAUGACGAAGAUGCGCAACAUACUCAACGACAGCCUCCACCGAGUCCCAUACGUCGACUAACACAACCCACAUUGCCAAGCGGUGGACCGAGACCCCAUGAAGUCGAAGAUGCCGAGUUCAUAUCCAGCUCGCCCGCCCCCCAAGAGGGAGCACGUAUAAGAAGGGAUGCAUUUAGUCCUAAUUACUUUAAGAGGUUCUUUGUCGAGGAAAGGGAACUCGGUCGGGGCGGCAAGGGUGUCGUAUUACUGGUUCGCCACGAGAUUGAUGGGUGUGCUCUUGGCCACUUCGCGUGUAAGCGGGUUCCCGUGGGAGACGAUCAUGCAUGGUUAGAGAAAGUCUUGAUAGAAGUAGAGCUACUCGCCAAGCUCUCGCACCCUAAUCUAGUGUCUUAUCGACACGUCUGGCUGGAGGACGUGAAGACGAACCGUUUCGGACCAAGCGUCGCUUGCGCCUUCAUCCUCCAACAGUACUGCAAUGGCGGCGACCUAUUACGUUAUGUCGUCGGAGAUGGGCCCAAGCAAACUACAAAAGAGGAACUUAUAGCUCGGAUGCGCCGAAAGUCAAGGGGCGCUACGGAUCAACCCCAUAGCGUUCUCCCUUCUCUACGCCGUCUAUCGUUCGAGGAGAUAUAUUCCCUCUUCAAAGACAUCACAUGUGGCCUCGCUUAUCUUCACGGUGCCAACUACAUUCACCGUGAUUUAAAGCCUAGCAACUGCCUCCUACAUCAUGAAAAUGGAAAGGUUACCUGCUUAAUUAGCGACUUCGGCGAAGUACAGCCCGAAAAUGCUAUCCGAAACUCAACGGGAACAACCGGUACGAUCUCCUACUGUGCCCCGGAGGUCCUAAAGAGGGACGCCAACGGUCGUCUUGGUAAUUUUACAACCAAGUCUGACGUGUUCUCGCUCGGCAUGGUUCUAUAUUUUCUAUGCUUCGGUCGACUUCCCUAUGUGAAUGCCAACGCUGUUCAGGAAGAACUCGAAGACAUUGACCUGCUCCGAGCAGAAAUAGCCAGUUGGAAGGGCUUCCGGGACGAGAAGCGGGAGCGGCCUGACCUUCCUUUAAAGCUCUACCAAUUGCUCAAGAAGAUGCUAGCUCUCAAUCCCGCUGAGCGACCUAGCGCUACGGAAGUAUUGAGCGUGAUGAAUCACGAAUCAUAUCAUGGCGGUCUACGAGGGCGAAGUACAAGCCCUUCUAUGGGUCUCCCGGGACGACGAAUUCAAAACCUUGACUCACCUAUGCCUCCCAGUACCCCCGUUCCUGACCCUCAGAAGCAAAAUCGUAAUAUUUUGGUUCCCGAGGAAAUUGUGACAUCUCCUAGCGAGGGAAACUCACCAGCGACAAGUCAUUCGCCGGAAAUAGACUACCGUAGCAGCCUUCAGAAGUAUGGCACGCCUAGCACGCCUCGGCACCGUCCGCAGGCCAUGACCCUAUCACGAAGUCAUGAAAAUCUUAUACGUUUAUCCCCGGAGCGUGGCCGUGCUUCUGGGGUUGUCCAUUCGCAGCCAUCUCCUACUCUGCAUACGCCACUAUUACUAGCACCCCCAGCCAGUGCAUUAGGAACAUUAGGGCAGCAGACCCGAGGUAACUUAGUUUAUCUCAUUCGUCGCCACAGUGAUUCGAUAACAUUUACCAUUCGACUAGUUAUAUUUCUAGUCAAAGUCGUAUCAAUCGCCAGGACAUGUUGGCCCUUUACCAUGAGUCUCGGGAUCGGGGUACCCCUUCUCGGCCUAGCUGGAAUUGACCUUGGUAUACCGUUGCGGAGUGAUACAGCCUUGUCUAUCCACGAAAGGGGUCAGCACAGACGCGUUGAAUCUGGGUUGUCACAUUGGAGCUGGGGAUUAAGAGGGAGUUUUGUUCUACUUACGCUCCAUUUCGUUGCGUUAUGGGCCCUCUCCGGACUGGAUGUUUUAUGUGUUUCUUUCGGGGAUACCUGGACGGACUGGUAA